AUGUCGGCGCUGGAAUGGUUCGCGCAUAAAUCUCUGGGUGGAGGAAUCUACUGGAUCCAAGAGCGCUUCUACGAGUCGGGCAAUCGGGCCAAUAUCUGGCUGGUGCGCGGCUCCCAGCGGGACGUGGUAAUCGACACCGGGCUGGGACUGCGCAGCCUCCCCGACUAUCUUCACUUGGCUGGGCUUUUGGAUCCCGAUCCAGCCCAGGGCGACCAGGAGGGACGGCCGUUGCUAGCCAUUGCCACCCAUGUGCACUUCGACCACUCGGGCGGACUGCACCAGUUCCAGGAGGUGGCCGUGCACAGCGCCGAGGCCGGAGCCCUGCGCCGCGGCGAUAACUACGAGACCGUCACUUGGCUCUCGGACAGCGAGGUGGUGAGGCAGCCCAGCCCGGGCUGGAGGGCCAGGCAGUUUCGAGUGCGACCCGUCCAGCCGACGCACGUCUUGCAGGAGGGGGAUGUGAUCAGCCUUGGUGAUAGACAGCUCACUGUCAUGCACAUGCCUGGCCAUUCAAGAGGAAGUAUUUGUUUGCAUGACAGAGAACGGAAGAUUCUGUUCAGUGGGGAUGUUGUGUAUGAUGGUUCAAUGAUUGACUGGCUUCCCUACAGCCGGAUAAAUGACUACGUUACAACCUGCCAGCGAUUAAUAGACUUAGUCAAUAGGGGCCUUGUGGAGAAAGUCCUUCCAGGGCAUUUUAACACAUUUGGAGCUGAACGACUGUAUCGUUUAGCUUCCAACUAUAUUUCAAAUGCUGGGGUUUGUCACAAGAUUUCUAUGUGUGCGAUGAGAUCGGUUGCAAGCCUAGCACUUCGUGCAACAAAUUCUAGAACAACUUCAUAGUCUUAACUUCAUAGCCAUGAAGAUGC
Molecule: messenger RNA, 866 nt
Organism: Protobothrops mucrosquamatus (brown spotted pit viper)
Lineage: Eukaryota; Metazoa; Chordata; Lepidosauria; Squamata; Viperidae
Gene: MBLAC2
Product: metallo-beta-lactamase domain containing 2
Exons: 3
Coding region: 1-840 (279 amino acids)
Source: RefSeq, a predicted model, not a curated record